GACUGGCCAAAGCAAAAGGCGAAGGAGGGAGCGUCUGUGCGUAGCAUCCCUCUUCAGUCUUCACCCGUUCUGUGCCUUCGUUUUGUGAUGGCCGGUGCGACGUUGCUUCACUCUUCUCCAUAUACGCUUUCGUCCUUCGUGGCUCGCCGGUUUUCUCUGCAACCCGGUAGCUACAGCCGUUUCCACCGGUUCACGUCAACUAGCUGUCGUCUCAGUCAUUCCUUACGCCGUAAUAAACCUCCCCGGCUCGCCGUUCUCGCGCAAGCCCGGCGAGGAUUUUCUUCUAAAUUCAGCAGCGAUGAAUUUGCAUCUCCGGAUGAUUUGUAUAUUCAGGAGCCUCUGAAAAUAGUAGAAUAUCCAGAUCCUGUACUUAGAGCGAAGAACAAAAUGAUUGGAACAUUUGAUGAAAAUUUGAAGAAGCUAGCAGAUGAAAUGUUCGAUGUAAUGUAUAGAACUGAUGGUGUUGGACUGUCAGCACCACAAGUUGGAAAAAAUGUUCAGGUUAUGGUAUUCAAUCCGGUUGGUGUACGGGGUGAAGGAAAGGAGAUUGUCCUCGUAAAUCCACGCGUCACCCGAUACUCCCAAAAGGUGUUGCCAUAUAAUGAAGGUUGCUUGUCUUUUCCUCAGAUAUAUGCUGAUGUAGAGAGACCGGAUUCUGUGAAGGUAGAUGCACAGGAUAUUAAUGGGGCAACUUUCACAGUUCGAUUCACAAGGUUUCCCGCCCGGGUGUUCCAGCAUGAAUAUGAUCAUUUGCAGGGAAUUCUUUUCUUUGACCGAAUGUCUGAUAAAGUCCUAGACAGUAUACGGAAAGAUUUAGAGGCUUUGGAAAAGAAAUAUGAGGACAGGAUUGGGUUGCCAAGCCCUGAAAAGAUUAAUACACGUAAAAGUAGUCCAGCUGCUAUUGGAUUUGGAAAUUCAUGAACCCUGGAAAUUGUGAGUUGCUGCAGUUUUGAAAUAUUAGAGUUUCUUUUUUGUCUGGAUUGCCCUGUAGUUUUUGUUAUACAAAUACGUGAAACUGUUAGAGUACUUUUUAUUGGGCAAAGUACAAGUUAGAAUGCAAGUGCUCAUGCACCUUGGUUGUUAUUGGUUUGUUAUGCCCUUGUAAAUUUAUUUACCUCUGUAACUUUUUCUACAUGAGUUAGAUACUCUGAAAGGAAAUAUUUAUCGGGUUAUAUUUCUAGAUUGAAUCUUAUUUUGAUGUGG
Cuscuta campestris is the source of this 1203-nucleotide messenger RNA. The record is from the annotation of a GenBank genome assembly. NCBI's taxonomy places the organism in Eukaryota, Viridiplantae, Streptophyta, Magnoliopsida, Solanales, Convolvulaceae.